AUGGCACGUGCCCUGUUCGCCCUCCUGCUCCUCUCCGCUCUCGCCCUCUCAUCUGCCAACACGUGUCCCUCCACCGGGGGCUGCCCCACGACGGCUCCCAAGUGCACUAACUGCCCCAACUGUGAAACCACCAUUACUUGCACGUGCAAGCCCAACCCCGCCCCCACGUGUCCUUCUCUCACGUGCGGGACCGUCUCUGGUCCUGACGGCUGUGGCGGAUCGGUCUCGUCCAACUGCCAGUGCCCCAGCGGUUACGCUUGCCAAGGCUCCGGCAAGUGCUGCGAGACUAGCUGCAAGACCACCGUGACGUCAUCCACCGGUCAGAAGUACACCUUGAAUGGAACUUGCGCUUCGACCCAGCCCGCCAACACUAUCAAGGGCGGCCCCUGCUCUUCGGGCUGCGGAACCUGCUACAUCUCUAGUUUCGACCCCAACCUUUGCCCCGCGACCCCCAACGGCCAGUGCUCCAAGACCGGCAAGUGCGGCUGCUUCGGCACCUAUUCCGGCGGCAGUUGCGCGGCCAGCAACUUUUUGAGCCCCGUCCCGUCGCCCCUCCCCGGUAACGGCGGCGGCUGCCAGGAGAAUCUCUGCAACGCGGUCGCCGCGCAGAACGGCAUCAGCGCCGCGUGCUGCCCCUCCGGCUGCAAGAACUGA
Molecule: messenger RNA, 654 nt
Organism: Klebsormidium nitens
Lineage: Eukaryota; Viridiplantae; Streptophyta; Klebsormidiophyceae; Klebsormidiales; Klebsormidiaceae
Source: the annotation of a GenBank genome assembly